AGCUCUUCCGGGUCACUGCUGUCUUCACGGGCUCCAGACUCCGCCCAUGGCCCGUCCUUCAAGCCUUGACUCCGCCCACGCAUCGACGUAGAAUUUCCGAGCCGGGCUCCGUGAAGUGCUACCCACCCGCGACGCCGACGCGAGGCUGCUGCUAUGGGGCCGGGCGGCCGUGUGGCGCGGCUGCUUGCGCCACUAAUGUGGCGCAGGGCGGUUUCCUCGGUGGCGGGGCCCGCGGUUGGAGCCGAGCCCGGGCUUCGGCUGCUGGCCGUGCAGCGGCUUCCCGUAGGAGCAGCGUUCUGCCGGGCUUGCCAGACCGCAAGCUUUGUCCGCGGCCUGCACAGCGAGCCUGGGCUGGAGGAGCGGGCGGAGGGGACGGACAACGAGGGACGCCCAGAAUCGGACGCGGCAGAUCAUACUGGUCCCAAGUUUGACAUCGACAUGAUGGUUUCACUUCUGAGGCAAGAAAAUGCAAGAGACAUUUGUGUGAUCCAGGUUCCUCCAGAAAUGAGAUAUACAGAUUACUUUGUGAUUGGUAGUGGAACUUCUACCCGACACUUACAUGCCAUGGCCUUCUACCUUGUGAAAAUGUACAAACACCUGAAAUGUAAACGUGACCCUCAUGUUAAGAUAGAAGGGAAGGACACUGAUGACUGGCUGUGCGUGGAUUUUGGCAGCAUGGUGAUUCAUUUGAUGCUUCCAGAAACCAGAGAAAUCUAUGAAUUAGAGAAAUUAUGGACCCUACGUUCUUAUGAUGACCAGUUAGCUCAGAUAGCACCUGAGACAGUACCUGAAGACUUCAUUCUUGGAAUAGAAGAAGAUGAUACUUCAUCUGUGACUCCAGUGGAGUUAAAAUGUGAAUAAAAUAUUUUAUGCACUGCGUUAGUCAUUUCAGAUUUGGAUUGAGUCACUUAUUGGAAAAUACAGCUCCUAAAGCCCGUCUCCUUGGUUAGGCUGCUCUUAGGACAAGGCUUGUGUACCUCAUGGGCACUCCUGCUAACUGGCAUGCAGAGACUGUAGAUAAGUGAGCUAAUACCUGCAACCAAAAAUCAGUACACUCUACCCAAAACUUAUGACACACUGCCUUUAUCCUGGAAAUGUCAUCAGAAUUUCCUGGAGUUAGCACUGGCUCCUGUGCUUGAGUUCUCUGCUCAGAUUUUUAUUAAUUUAGCUUAAAUGUAAAUCUUAACCCUGCUUAAUGGAAUGGCAAAAAUUUUAAAAAAUAA
Nomascus leucogenys (northern white-cheeked gibbon) is the source of this 1223-nucleotide messenger RNA. It is a transcript of the gene MALSU1, whose product is annotated as mitochondrial assembly of ribosomal large subunit 1. Gene Ontology annotation, biological process: negative regulation of ribosome biogenesis; negative regulation of translation. NCBI's taxonomy places the organism in Eukaryota, Metazoa, Chordata, Mammalia, Primates, Hylobatidae. Gene Ontology annotation, cellular component: mitochondrion. Gene Ontology annotation, molecular function: ribosomal large subunit binding. The record is from RefSeq and is a predicted model, not a curated record.